Molecule: messenger RNA, 762 nt
Organism: Penicillium longicatenatum
Lineage: Eukaryota; Fungi; Ascomycota; Eurotiomycetes; Eurotiales; Aspergillaceae
Exons: 1
Coding region: 1-762 (253 amino acids)
Source: RefSeq, a predicted model, not a curated record
AUGUCUCAAGACUCUGAUGACAAGUUCUUCCAACACCCUUCGUGGCCAGGGCGCUGGAGUCAUCCUGAAGUUGCGGGCUCUUAUCUUGAACGCCGAGCGCGCUGGAAAGAACAGGACUGGUUUCAUGACUUAGACCGUACCUCUGUGAGAUUCUUGCGCGAAAUUAAGUGGCCUUGGGGUUUCAUUAUUUAUCGCACGGUCUAUACUCCGCAGUCAGAUAAAAUAUGGUCCGCUUGUCUCGAGAAAAUCGAAGAAUCCGUUCGCUGCGAGAUCGACAGACACGGAAAGGAAUACGCAGAUAAAACCCCCGAAAGAAUUCUCAAAGAAACAUUGAAGAACGUUAUCCUUGAAGAUCGAGAGCGCUGGGACGGCGCGUCGGUUAAACAGAUCCGUGCUGAUUUCAUCGCCCAUUUGGAAUCAAUCGGUUGCUCUGUUGGUGAAGAGAGCCCUCGGUCCACUGUAUGCAUGAUGAUCGACGAGGCGUGCUUGCAAUCCAUUCAGAAUACUUUCGACGAGCCCGAAAAUAACAGGGGUAGUUGGGCUCCGACGGGGUUUGUCGGUAUUGUUGAUCCUCAGUAUGUGGAGGGUGAGAGCUAUUGCAACAUGCAGUAUCGGGGUUUUAUGAGAGCGGAGAUUGACUCUCUCUAUGACCUAGCCGCCCGCCAACUGAAUUACUUCACCAUGGAUGAGAUCUGUCCGAUCAUGUAUAUUCGUCCGAGGGUGGUCGAUCCAACAAAAAUUCCUCUUUACACGGGACUUUGA